Molecule: messenger RNA, 575 nt
Organism: Copidosoma floridanum
Lineage: Eukaryota; Metazoa; Arthropoda; Insecta; Hymenoptera; Encyrtidae
Product: gustatory receptor for sugar taste 64f-like
Biological process (GO): sensory perception of chemical stimulus; detection of chemical stimulus involved in sensory perception of taste
Cellular component (GO): membrane
Molecular function (GO): taste receptor activity
Source: RefSeq, a predicted model, not a curated record
UUGUAGGUAGAUUUUUUCUCGGCAAUUUUCCACAGGUUAUGACAGAAAAUAAUUAUGCCUUCUGGAAAGGAUUAACAGCAUAUAUUAUAGUUCUCUAUUGCACAUUUUCAUGGAACUUUAUGGAUCUUUUCCUUAUUCUUGUUAGUGUAGCCCUUGUCGAUCAAUUUAAACAACUUAACCACAGGCUGCAAGCUGUUAAAGGAAAAGGGAUGUCAGAAUGGUGGUGGACUACUGCACGCGCCGACUACAACUGUCUGACUGAUAUUAUAGAACAAAUCGAUUCAAAAAUAUCAAGCGUCGUGUUAUUAUCAUUUUCCGUCAAUCUUUAUUUCAUCUGCAUUCAGCUUCUUCAUUCUUUCACAUUGAAGUCGACACCUCUUCAUACGAUAUACUUCACCUUUUCUUUCGGCUUUCUAAUAUUAAGAGCAUCGAUGGUUUCAUUAUUUGCUGCUAAAAUUCAUGAAGAAUCAAAUCUACCCUCCUCGGUUGUUCUGCAGGAAUCCCAAAUUUAUUUAAUCAUUGCCAAACAUGGUAAAACUGUUUUGUAUAGUAAUGCUCUUACAAUGUACUGUUAA